Fusarium verticillioides 7600 is the source of this 1070-nucleotide messenger RNA. Its product is annotated as molecular chaperone HscB. The transcript has a single exon. Gene Ontology annotation, biological process: protein complex oligomerization; [2Fe-2S] cluster assembly. The record is from RefSeq and is a predicted model, not a curated record. Gene Ontology annotation, molecular function: ATPase activator activity; protein-folding chaperone binding. Bases 195 to 977 code for a protein of 260 amino acids. Gene Ontology annotation, cellular component: mitochondrion. NCBI's taxonomy places the organism in Eukaryota, Fungi, Ascomycota, Sordariomycetes, Hypocreales, Nectriaceae.
CGAUGAGGUCGGUUUUGCGCUAACGAUUUAUUACGACAUCCAGCGGGAUAGUGCCCUCUAAAGCUCUACUUGCCCGGAACGACCAUAUUAUUUUUUAUUAGUAGACUUUUCUACCUCUGAUAUUUAUUUCAGUGCAUAGGUUCCUGCAUAGGUACUCUCUUUCUCCGUACCUUUGUCCUUUACUGCCCUGAAGCAUGCGACUCUCUGUAUCUUCUCCCUCCGUACGCGACGUUUCUCGGCUUUGUGUCCGGUGUCAACUCCGAGCUCGCCGAGCUUCAACUCUUGUACCAUUGCAUCGACCAGCUGUCUCAACGCCGCCUACACGACAUCAUUUAGCUCUCGCAGGGGCGUUUCGGGGCCCAGCUGCGAACAGAGACCAUACCCGCGGUGUAUCUAGUGCCGCGCAGCCCGAGCAAGAACCGGCCUCGUCCAGUGCAUCAUCGUCGACACACUAUGACUUGUUCCCCGAGACGCUUCCCGAUGGCCCUCCUCCAGCAGGACACUUUCCUAUCGACACUCGCGCUUUGCGCCGUGAGUUUCUCCGCCUUCAAGCUCGGGCUCAUCCGGACAUGCAUCCUGCUCAGGACAAAGCUCGUGCCGAGGCCAUGUCAGCACGCAUAAAUGAGGCUUAUAAGACGCUUUCUAACCCUCUUCUUCGAGCACAAUAUCUACUCUCUCUUCGAGGCGUCGACGUCGCCAACGAUGAGACCCUCAAGGUAGAAGAGCCAGAACUAUUAAUGCUUGUGCUUGAGGCACGCGAGGAGAUUGAGGAUGUCGAACACGAAGAGGAUCUGGACGAACCUCGUGCCGCGAACGAUGCACGGAUUGCGGAGAGCGAACAGGUGCUCGAGCGCGCGUUUCAGCAUGAUGAUAUCGAGGCUGCGAAACAUGAGGCUGUGCGUCUGCGCUAUUGGGUCAAUAUCAAGGAAAGUUUGGAUAACUGGGAGAGGGGCCGUCAUGUUGUGCUACAGCAUUAAAUAGACAGAAACGAAAAAGUCGUGGUGGUAUUGCUUGAGUACCACCCAGCUUCUUGAUAUGAUAAAAUAAAUAUGUGACCAGACUUGUCCGAU